Molecule: messenger RNA, 1911 nt
Organism: Metarhizium album ARSEF 1941
Lineage: Eukaryota; Fungi; Ascomycota; Sordariomycetes; Hypocreales; Clavicipitaceae
Product: Transcription initiation factor TFIID component TAF4
Exons: 2
Coding region: 1-1911 (636 amino acids)
Biological process (GO): DNA-templated transcription initiation
Cellular component (GO): transcription factor TFIID complex
Source: RefSeq, a predicted model, not a curated record
AUGGCUCAGUCCCAGUCGCAGGUCCCGCCCCGGUCCUUUUCGCCGCCGCAACACAGCCCGUCACCGUCCGGCUCGCAGCCAGGCUUUGCCUUGCCACCGAACAAGAGAGUCAGGACCGAUGGCGGCCCAGCUUCCCAGCCAGGCUCUCCGUAUAUCCUAUCGCCCUAUGCUGCCAGCCCGGGCGCUGCAGGAAGCCCGCCUCCGAAUGCGGCGUCGCCGACGUUCUCACAAACGACGCCAAUGUCUUCUGGGUACAACACUCCGUAUACAAACGGCCACACUGCAUCGGCCGCCUUGAAUCUUCCCGACGCGCGUGCGGGCGCCAGCACGCCUCCCUUACAUACGCCGCAGCCUCCGCCGAUAUCGAUGCCCCAGUACACCAACGCAGCAAUGGCGCCGAUCCCGCAAGCAAUGGCAUCGCCAGCGCCAUUGCCCAAUGUGAUGGGUCCUCCCCAACGGCCGGCCGAGAGACCGACCAAGGACUACGAGUACGAUGUCACGGAUUCGCUGGCGGGCACUGGAAUCGAUUUGCGGGCAGAAGAGCAGUACAUGUCUGAGCUCUACUCCAGCGCCAUGGACGCAAACUCGGAAGCCAGGACCGGGUUUGCUCAACAUGCGGCGGGAGGCAAAUCUUCGUUUUACGGGGCUGGUCCGGCGAACCAACCUGCCGAAAACGUGUCGGAACAAGAUCAGAAGAAGCUCGCUGUCAAGGCGGCCGAACAGGCCUGGGCCGAGUCAUCCAUGUGGCUGGCCGUUCAACGGACGCAGGAGAUUAACGAUCCCUUUCUUUUGGUUGCCAUUCUCCAUCGCAGGGCAGAAAAGAUUGCGAAAGACAACCACAUCGGGCUCAAUUUAGACUCGAAGAACAACGCACAAACAAUGGGCAAGAUGCGUUUGCCUGAACAGUUCCCAACUCCCAAAGUCACGGUCAAGGUCGACCCGGGUCCCGAUUCAACGCUGGUACACACUACUGGAUCUUACAUUCCCCACGACUCCUAUCUGGUGGAUCAGCUGGCAUUACUGUCGAUCGCCACAAAGCAGCGGAUACGCGAGAUGGUGGAGGACGCGGAUGUUGUUGCCGUAAACAGGCAGAAGACGUCACACGGCGAAAUUCCCGAGCAAUGGGCGGCGGCGGCGGCGCCCAUGAACGCAGAACCUCUGGGUGCAGCAGACGGUGCACCAGCGGCAGAAGAGGGUGAGGAGGGCGUUGCAGUCCCAUCCGACACUGCACCCUUGAAACGCUCUGCCGACGAAGCUGUCCCGGGAAACGGCGCCAAGCCGCCAAAGAAGCUGGCCAAGAUAUCGUCUUUCAUGACGGUGACGAUGAGAGAGCUGGCAAGGCAGGAACGCGAGUGGGAGGAAGCCCGUCUACGCCGACGCCAAAAACGCAAGGACGGGGUAGGAGACGGAGUCACGCCAUCACGGUCUGGCAGUGUUGCGCCAGGAACGCCGGGCUCGGUGGCGCCCGAAGGUGACAAGCCAAUGACGAAGAAGGAGAUGAAGAAGAACCAGGCACUCAAGGCAGCAGAGGCAAACAGCCACGCGAACCAAAACUUGACGAGCAGCAUGUUCGCAGGGCUGGGUGGCAAGAGCAGUCUUUUUGGCAAGAAGAAGGGCGCCAAGACGUACGACUGGAUGAACGUAGGCCGCGGAGGGAGCGGCGCCAGCACGCCCACCAGGGCAGCGCCCGGAGGUGGCAAGGGAAUCAACGGCACGGCCGGGGCGACGCCGUCUGCAAACCUGGCCAUGACAACCGAGGGGCGCAACAGACUGGGCACAUGGCGAGAGGACAAGGAGAAGGGGAAGAACAUCCAACUUCGAGACUGGGUGGUGGUGCUGGAGAGGGACGGACGAGAGUCCAAGGCCCUCCAGCAAGCAUACGUUGCUUUGGACGGCUCCAAUCCCAAGUAG